Molecule: messenger RNA, 1440 nt
Organism: Procambarus clarkii (red swamp crayfish)
Lineage: Eukaryota; Metazoa; Arthropoda; Malacostraca; Decapoda; Cambaridae
Source: RefSeq, a predicted model, not a curated record
AUGCCAAGCCCCGUCAACAACAGAGACUCCAACAACAGGUCAUGCCAAGCCCCGUCAACAACAGAGACUCCAACAACAGGUCGUACCAAGCCCCGUCAACAACAGAGACUCCAACAACAGGUCACUCCAAGCCCCGUCAACAACAGAGACUCCAACAACAGGUCGUACCAAGCCCCGUCAACAACAGAGACUCCAACAACAGGUCGUACCAAGCCCCGUCAACAACAGAGACUCCAACAACAGGUCACACCAAGCCCCGUCAACAACAGAGACUCCAACAACAGGUCACACCAAGCCCCGUCAACAACAGAGACGCCAACAACAGGUCGUACCAAGCCCCGUCAACAACAGAGACUCCAACAACAGGUCACACCAAGCCCCGUCAACAACAGAGACGCCAACAACAGGUCACACCAAGCCCCGUCGACAACAGAGACGCCAACAACAGGUCACACCAAGCCCCGUCAACAACAGAGACGCCAACAACAGGUCACACCAAGCCCCGUCGACAACAGAGACGCCAACAACAGGUCACACCAAGCCCCGUCAACAACAGAGACUCCAACAACAGGUCGUACCAAGCCCCGUCAACAACAGAGACUCCAACAACAGGUCGUACCAAGCCCCGUCAACAACAGAGACUCCAACAACAGGUCACACCAAGCCCCGUCAACAACAGAGACUCCAACAACAGGUCACACCAAGCCCCGUCGACAACAGAGACGCCAACAACAGGUCACUCCAAGCCCCGUCAACAACAGAGACUCCAACAACAGGUCGUACCAAGCCCCGUCAACAACAGAGACUCCAACAACAGGUCGUACCAAGCCCCGUCAACAACAGAGACUCCAACACCAGGUCACACCAAGCCCCGUCAACAACAGAGACUCCACCAACAGGUCACACCAAGCCCCGUCAACAACAGAGACUCCAACAACAGGUCACACCAAGCCCCGUCGACAACAGAGACGCCAACAACAGGUCACUCCAAGCCCCGUCAACAACAGAGACGCCAACAACAGGUCGUACCAAGCCCCGUCAACAACAGAGACUCCAACAACAGGUCGUACCAAGCCCCGUCAACAACAGAGACUCCAACACCAGGUCACACCAAGCCCCGUCAACAACAGAGACUCCACCAACAGGUCACACCAAGCCCCGUCAACAACAGAGACGCCAACAACAGGUCACACCAAGCACCGUCAACAACAGAGACGCCAACAACAGGUCACUAAGCACACAGUCAACCCACAUAAAAACAUUAACCACAAUAAUAACACCACGAGAAACGCUCUCAACUUUACAAACCUUGAAACUCCCAGGAAGAUGAGAGGGGCCGGACUGGCACAGUGCCAACAAGGCACUAUAGAGUGCCACCAGUUGACCGGAAUGUACGCAGCUUCGAGGAACUUCGAGGAACUUCAUUCAGGCACUCCCUGA